AUGCGACACAGGAUCGCGGGGUUCGUUGGACCAUGCUGGUACUUGGCUGUCCUAGGUGAGGCCCGCCGGCUCAUUGAAUAUAUUCGACAGAGCGAAGAAAUUUUGAGUGAAGAGCUCCACCUCGACAAAGACUUGUGGAUAUCGCGGAUUGUUUGCCAAGAUCAUUGGUACCUGUCACAUAUCAGCAAUUCACCAAUUGAGGCAACUGAAGGAAUGGAAGUUUUCCAUGUACAGCUACCCCAGACCAUUCACAAAAUUAUCGCUUCAACGGACCACAUUGGUGUGCGUUGGAUCCAGUUUCUCGACCGUGAAGCUACUCCGACACAAGAUCAGUCACCAUGGUACGAGAUAUACGACGUGGAAAAUUUAAAACCAAAGCUGGGGGAUGUCCGUACUCGUCUCAUAACAAAGGAGAUUAAAAUCUACGAUGACGAAGAAACACGUCUCUGGCCGUUGACGUGGACCUCCCCAAUUACGCCCAUUUUCCACCCAUUAGCAGGUAUCAUACAUCACGACUUACAGAUGGCUAAACUCCACCAUAUGAAAUUUGGAAGCCAAGUAAAAGGCAUUCUUGUCGUCUGCGAUGGCCCUGUUGACAUAGUCGGGAUCCACAACUUCUCGGGCCGCAACAAAGCAUUCUGGGAGUUUCUCGAACAGGUGCAUGCCCGUAGAGAGCCAUGGAUGAACCCAUCUUUAUACUGGUUCUAUUUUCCGUUGAAUGACCAAGAGAACAUCCAAGGGGUUUGGGCUCGGAAGUGGGAAGACCCCGCCAGUCGAACAAACAUUGAUGGUUUGAUUGUAAGUGCUCCCAUCCCAUGGCUGAUCUCAGGGACUGACCGGCUAGGUACAUACAUCCUUCGGGAGAGACAUGACAUUCGGAGCAUAUCCGGAAUAAUUCACGAUGGCAUGGAUUUAAGCCCCCACAGCAUUGCGGUGUAUGGGGUUACCCGCCAUAACUCACAUAAUGGCGAGACUCCAGCCUCGUGCCUAAUACGUUACCCCAUUGGGCCUCCAGGGGCCCAUCCCGGCGUCGGCCUCGUACCAUGGUAUAUGACCAAGGCCACAUUAAGGGGCGUGACUAAGGUACAAGUGUGCAGGGACCGGACGCAGUCGCAUCAUCCCUGUCUGGGUAUUUUGAUGUUCUAUGCCGAUGGUCACGUCGAGGCCAAUGGACAGAUUCGCUGGGAUUAUGGACUGGACGAAGAGAUAUGCAGUCCUUUCGUAGUCGCCUCAGGGGCGGUUAAUGAAAAGGACACUAUCAAGGACAUCCGAAAUGCAGAGGACCCAGUAGUGGCCACUGUGCAUCGAGGUGAAUGGAGACUUCUGCCUAGUCAUGGGAUACUCGGAUGGUGGUUUAGCGAGUUGGGCGAUAGACUUGUGGUUUACUAUUAG
This is a messenger RNA of Aspergillus costaricaensis CBS 115574, 1392 nucleotides long. RefSeq lists its product as uncharacterized. The transcript has 3 exons. Bases 1 to 1392 code for a protein of 463 amino acids. The record is from RefSeq and is a predicted model, not a curated record. Lineage: Eukaryota; Fungi; Ascomycota; Eurotiomycetes; Eurotiales; Aspergillaceae.